AUGCCAUCCGCCUUGGAUCCGAUGCAGCGAUGGCAGGAAUCUCCACCCGAAGAUGAACCUGCAUCCCUGACUGCCAUUAUGAAUGCAAUGGGCGAUAUCCCGCCAAGUGCAAAUGCCGAUGCCCAAAUUCACCCUAGGUCUUCGAACGCAUUUCGACACCAUCGUCGUGCCCCAUCCACGACCAGCGCCGGAUCAAGCCCGUCCUCUACAGACUCAGCCUGGUCAUCAGCAGGUGGUUCAACAUCUCGACAUGGCCGAAACCGAAGAUCCCGUGUGACAAAGGUUAAAGCGAAUGACGGCAAACCUCGUAUCUUCUGCUGCACUUUUUGCUGCGACCGCUUCAGAACGCGAUACGAAUGGGUCCGCCACGAAAAGUCGCUCCAUCUAAAUCUAGAAACAUGGUAUUGCGCACCCCUUGGAUCAUCAGUCUUCUCCCCGAUCACCGGAAGACAACACUGCGCCUAUUGCAACGCCCUAGACCCAUCGCCAGCUCAUCUCACCGAACACCACCACGAAGAAUGUCAAACGCUCUCAAAGGAACUCCGCUCUUUUAACCGCAAAGACCACCUCGUCCAACAUCUCCGCCACUUCCAUCACGUCCAAACAACCCCCCUAAUAGACGAUUGGAAAAUUGAAACAAAGAAUAUAACCUCGCGAUGCGGAUUCUGCUCUGAAACAAUGCCCAACUGGGACGAAAGAACAGACCAUCUCGCCAAACAUUUCCGGCGCGGAUUCACGAUGAAAGACUGGAAAGGCGAACACGAAUUCCCACCAUCCAUAGCAGCACAUCUCAAAAACGCAUACCCGCCCUACCUUCUCGGCUGGGAAUCCGAGAGUAUCGUCCCCUUCUCCGCAACGAGCACGGAUGUCCGCCAUCAGUACGCACAAGUAUCUUCCCGAGUCUUCGCAGCCGAGAGAGAAGAAGCAGGAUCUGAUCCCAGCCUCGGGUUCCCUGAUCCGAAUAAAUCCGAAUUCGAUAACUUUCUGAACGUCUUCACUCGCCACCUUGGACGGUAUGCGCGCGGACAGAUGAAACAGGGUAUCUUUCCGACAGAUGAGAUGUUCCAGAAAGAGUCGAGGAGAGUUCUUUUUGAUGGUGAGGAUGCAUGGGAUCAGACUAUUGCCGAUAAUCCAGACUGGUUAUCUGCAUUUCGACAAUUACACUGUGAACCCAUUGAGCAAAGAGAGUGA
Penicillium atrosanguineum is the source of this 1191-nucleotide messenger RNA. RefSeq lists its product as uncharacterized. Lineage: Eukaryota; Fungi; Ascomycota; Eurotiomycetes; Eurotiales; Aspergillaceae. The transcript has a single exon. The record is from RefSeq and is a predicted model, not a curated record. The coding region runs from base 1 to 1191 and encodes 396 amino acids.